Nicotiana attenuata is the source of this 686-nucleotide messenger RNA. RefSeq names its product 40S ribosomal protein S26-3-like. The coding region runs from base 108 to 494 and encodes 128 amino acids. The record is from RefSeq and is a predicted model, not a curated record. The transcript has 5 exons. Gene Ontology annotation, molecular function: structural constituent of ribosome; mRNA binding. NCBI's taxonomy places the organism in Eukaryota, Viridiplantae, Streptophyta, Magnoliopsida, Solanales, Solanaceae. Gene Ontology annotation, biological process: translation. Gene Ontology annotation, cellular component: cytosolic small ribosomal subunit; ribosome.
AGAGUUACUCCAAUAUUACCAUCAAUUUACAUUGCUUCCCAUUCUCUGGAAAAAAACGAAAACCCUAGCUUCUGUGAGCAGCCGUCGAGUUCCAGCCAGCUCCGAAAAUGACGUUCAAGAGAAGGAACGGAGGUCGCAACAAGCAUGGACGUGGCCACGUCAAAUUCGUGCGUUGCUCCAACUGCGGCAAAUGCUGCCCCAAGGACAAAGCCAUCAAGAGGUUUCUUGUGAGGAAUAUUGUUGAGCAAGCAGCUGUUAGGGAUGUGCAGGAAGCUUGUGCUUUUGAAACGUACACUCUGCCUAAGCUGUAUCUGAAGAUGCAAUAUUGUGUAUCAUGUGCCAUCCACUCAAAGGUGGUUAGGGUCCGCUCUCGAACUGAUAGGAGGGUCCGUGAGCCUCCACAGCGAUUCAGGCGCCCAAGGGAUGAUGCUCCAAAGCCUGGUCAAGCUCCACGGGUUCCUGGAGCUGCUCCGACAGCAGCAGCUCGUACUUGAGUGCCUGCUGUUUUGAUCAUGUUGUUUAGCUAUAAUGUGAAAGUGACUAUGAAGUUUUGUUAUAUAUUGUGGUUUUGAGUACUUUUUGGUUCAGUUUAAUGGGACCAAGUACUAUUUAUGGCAUGAAAUUCUGGCUGGAGAAUAGAGAUUUAAGUUCUAUGAAUUUAAGCAUUUUCUGUUUGCUUUGAGAUA